This is a messenger RNA of Saccostrea cuccullata (small rock oyster), 1171 nucleotides long. RefSeq lists its product as uncharacterized. The transcript is spliced from 6 exons. NCBI's taxonomy places the organism in Eukaryota, Metazoa, Mollusca, Bivalvia, Ostreida, Ostreidae. The record is from RefSeq and is a predicted model, not a curated record. Bases 1 to 873 code for a protein of 290 amino acids.
AUGAACCCAGUCGAUGGCAUCAGUCUAUUGUCAUAUUCUUCCUGUCGACCGUCCAUAUCCACAGACAAAAAAUUCCCAAAGGUCGGUGACGACGUUAAAAUAGUUGCAAAGUAUUGUCAGAAAAAUGAAAAUCAUACAAUUCGGUGGCGAAAGUGCGGAGAACUAGUUGGAAUAUGUGUACAAAAAAGCUGUUCACAAGGUGCCAACAUUAAGAAUGAUCCAUCCAACUUGGAAUCAACUUUAAUCAUCCAGAACGCAAGUAUUUCGAAGGAUAAUUGUCAUGUGACUUUUAUAGCAGACGGUGAUGAAUAUCCAAUAAGGAUUAAUAUAUACAAGCAUCCAAAAUUGAUCAUCCAGGAUUCUAAUGUUAUAAAUGAUACAGAAAUUCAUCUACACGGUGUACAAUUUGUAUACCUAAAUGUUGAAACAUCAUGCAUGUAUCCACGUCCUACGCUGAAUGUUGUCUACAAGGAUGAGCACCUAUUAAGAAGUACGUUUACUAUUGAUGGAAUCGAUACGGAAUGCAAACGCUUAGAAGUUUCCACAUUUGCCUCUUUUAAUAUUUCGGCUAAAGAGUUGAAAGAAGUACAUUUGCAAGGCAGAGGGACUCUAACUGCUUCAUUAGUAUACGCUGGUUUCAGCAACACGAUUUUUAAUUGGACGAUAGUAUUUGACCAAAACAAUGAUGGAACUCAAGGAACACAGAAUGGGAACACAGGAGUGGACAAGUAUGUUAUUGCCUGUGCUGCUGUUAUAGUUGGAGUUUUCAUUUUAUCUAUCCUUGUGCAUUAUAAAAAUAAUGGAGAGAUAUGUAUGGCUUACAUCUCCUCAUUUCGACACUCCUUUAUGUGUACACAUACCCCCUUUUUAUGAAAAUUCUUACAACAGUCAAUUUAACAUCUGUACAAAUGCCAAGGAUGCUAUUUUACAAAGAUACAUAUAUAAUAAUUGUUAUCAUCCCUCCAAAUCCAAUGUUUUUGAAGAACUUAACAGAGAGGAAAUUGAGUGCAAAUGUGAAGUUUGUGUAGUGCAUGCUAGCCAUGCUGGUACUUGUAAAAGUCCGGAAGUCGUAAAUCCAUCUGAUAUUGACAGUAACAGAACUUCUACAUUGACAGAAAGUGAAACUCUUAGUAGUGCCAACUCCACAAUAGCUCCCCCGUCUGUUGAUAGU